This is a messenger RNA of Arachis ipaensis, 1552 nucleotides long. RefSeq names its product acyl-CoA hydrolase 2. Gene Ontology annotation, molecular function: fatty acyl-CoA hydrolase activity. The record is from RefSeq and is a predicted model, not a curated record. Gene Ontology annotation, biological process: acyl-CoA metabolic process; fatty acid catabolic process. NCBI's taxonomy places the organism in Eukaryota, Viridiplantae, Streptophyta, Magnoliopsida, Fabales, Fabaceae.
UGACCGUACACUGCCAAAGACACUGAUCUUCACACUUUCGCAGUGUGUAAGUAACUUUCUCUCUUUCUCUCUACCUUUAGGUUCAUUGGCUGAGCUCAAUGGCCAAGGAAGAACAAGUGUUUGAGUUCCUCGGGUGUGUUCCUCUGCUACAGAGACUUCCUAGCUCCUCCGUCAGGAAGAUUUCUCAGCUUGUGAUUGUUAAGCACUAUGAGCCUGGAGAGUAUGUUGUUCGUGAGGGGGAACCUGCAGAUGGGCUUUACUUCAUAUUUGAAGGAGAGGCUGAAGUUAUUGGAUCGGAUAGAACUGAUGAUGAAAAUCAUCCAGAAUUUCUAUUAAAAAGAUAUGACUAUUUUGGUUAUGGUCUAGCAAAUGCUGUUCAUCAAGCUGAUGUCAUAGCUCUGACUAAGUUGUCAUGUUUAUUGCUGCUUCAUGAGCACUCAGCACUGCUACAGCCAAAUUCUAUUUGGAGUGAAGAAAAACCUGUUGAUACAUGCUCGCUAGUGGAGCAUAUAUUGCAUUUGGAGCCUAUAGAGGUAGAUAUCUUCCGAGGAAUCACCCCUCCAAAGGCUCCAAAAUUCGGGAAGGUGUUUGGUGGACAGACAGUUGGACAGGCACUGGCUGCAGCAUCAAAAUCUGUUGAUUGUCUUAAAGUUGUUCAUAGCUUGCAUGCCUAUUUUCUUCUUGUUGGGGAUUUUAACAUGCCAAUUAUAUAUCAAGUUCAUAGACUCCGUGAAGGGAAGAGCUUUGCCACGAGGAGAGUGGAUGCAAUUCAAAAGGGAAAUAUCAUUUUCACUUUGAUGGCUUCAUUUCAAAAAGAAGAAAUUGGGUUUGAACACCAGGAAGUGACUAUGCCAUCUGUCCCUAAUCCAGAUGAGCUUCUUUCAAUGGAAGAGUUACGGGAACAACGUCUUACUGACCCUCGUCUCCCAAGAACUUACCGUAACAAGGUUGCUACAUCCGAGUUCAUUCCCUGGCCCAUAGAGAUAAGGUUCUGUGAGCCUAAAACUAAAACAACUCAGACCAAAUCUCCUCCCAGUUUGAGAUACUGGUUUAGAGCAAAGGGGAAACUUUCAGAUGAUCAGGCCUUGCAUAGGUGUGUGGUGGCAUAUGCUUCUGAUCUGAUAUUUCUUCAAGUUAGCUUAAACCCUCAUCGUCGAAAGGGCUUCAAGGCCCGGGCUGUUAGCCUAGACCACUCGAUGUGGUUUCAUCGCCCUCUAAGAGCUGAUGACUGGGUUCUAUUUGUGAUCUUUUCUCCUAGUACCUCCAAUGCGCGUGGCUAUGUCUCAGGCCAAAUGUUCAAUCAGAAGGGAGAACACCUUGUAUCAUUGGUUCAAGAAGGUCUAAUGAGGAAAGUUAGUACUCCAAAUUCAGCCAUCAAAUCUAAGUUGUGAGGUAGCUGAAAAUGCAGGCGAACAUGUGGUUCCUGUUCAGGGAAAUCCCUUUAUUCUAAUAAGUGUUGUAAGUGCUUGUUGUUUGAUCUAUUGAUCUUUAUUCGUUUCAAACCUUGUAAAGGAUGCUAAAUGCAUAAAUAAUAUGGUAAUGUUAUCUUUUA